GAUCGCACAGCUCAGCAUUUCCCUGGGGCGCCUUAAAUCCAUUUUCCCACGCGAGUGUCAAAAAGGAUCUCGCAAGUCAGGGUGUAAGAAACUUCUUGCGCCCCGUUUCCUAGCGAAGGGAGAGAGGAGGCAAGCUUGAGAUCCCAGUAGCUCUCUAUCUAGUUAUUCCAUUCAUUCAUGUUCUUGCGUCCGUGUUCUUUCCACUCGGAUUCCGUCCGUGCUCCUAGAAUUCCGUUCAUCGUUCUCAGGAUUAAACAGUGACCGCGCGUUCAAGCUUUCAGAGCGAAACCCGGAUCCCACCUAGAAUUUGUCUAAUCCUAGUAUCUCGGCGGCACGUACUACUGGUGCAGCUGGCGACGUGCCCGACUAAUCAGCACUCCUACAUACGCUUUCGUGCGCGGGAGCGUGCGUGCGCGUGUAUCUCCACCGCUCCUGCCCGCUCACGCACCAACCCACGCCUCAGUUCUGGCCCCAGCAACACCACGUGACAACCACAUGCCUAGUAUGCGGAAGCCUGGUGCCGUGGCAGCCAUGUCCCCCGCUAUGGGCGACCCCGAAUACUCCCCGGCGGCCUCCCGCCAGAGCCUCAUGGCCGACGACGCGCAGCUUAGUCGCAGCUACUCGGGUUACCAGAACAUCGCCGUCGCCACGCCGCCGCAACCGCCUGAUGCGCCGUCGCCGCACACGGCGGUGAACGUGAAGGUUGAGCCAAUGGUGCUGUCCUUUCAUAACGUUUCGUACACUGUCGUCAAUAAGCGCACCCCAGGCGCGAAGAAGAUUAAACCCGCCGCCCCCGCCGCCGGCGGAGGCGGGAACGACGCGCGGUUCGAGUCGCUGAACUCAGACGACGAAGGGGGAAUGGACAUGGGCGGCGCGGGUGACGUGUCGCCGGAGCCGCAGUCGUUAUCGGAGCAAGGCCUGACUGUAAAGAAGAAAAAAGUGUACCGCACGAUUCUGAAGGACAUUUCCGGGUUCGCACGGUCGCAGGAGGUGCUUGCGAUCAUGGGGUCGUCGGGAUCGGGGAAAACGACGCUGCUGGACGUGCUCGCGCAUCGCAUAGCGGAGGCGAAGCCGUCGCGCUUGUCGCAGAAGGAGGGCGGCAAGGUGAAGAGCGGUCGCACGGGCAACGUGGAGCUGAACGGCGUGUCGAUGUCGGGCAGCAUCAUGCGACGCAUCUCGGCGUAUGUCAUGCAGGACGAUCUGAUGCACGCGACGCUGACGGCGCGCGAGACGCUGAUGUUUUCCGCGGAGAUGAAUCUGCCGAGCGAGACGUUUUCGCAAAAGGAGAAGCAGGAGCGCGUGGAGCGGUUGCUCGAGCUGCUGGGGCUGCAGCACGCCGCGAACACGAUUAUUGGCGACGAGGACCGGCGAGGCGUGUCGGGGGGCGAGCGCAAGCGCGUGGCGAUCGGCGCGCAGAUCGUGCACGACCCGAAGAUCCUCUUCCUGGACGAGCCCACGUCCGGCCUCGAUUCCUCCAACGCGUACCGCGUGGUGAAGAUCUGCAAGGACAUCGCCGUGGAGUCGCGCAGCAUCGUCAUCAUGGUCAUCCACCAGCCGUCGUUCCGCGUGCUUGAGCUCCUAGACCAGCUGCUCCUCAUGGCGACGGGAAAUACUAUUUUCUUCGGCCCGCCGCCAGAGCUGCCGGCGUUUUUCGACUCGUUCGGGACGCCCGUUCCGCAGUUUGCCAACCCGACGGAGUUUGGACUCGAGCUGCUAGACCAGCUCGCGAACACUGAUACGGGACUGAGUGAGUUAGUCGCCUACGCGGACGAGUACCACCGCGGGAAGGACCUCACCGGCGGCCGCGGCGGAAGGGGAGGGGGGAUGGGCGCGCUUCCGCCGAUCCCCGACGACGGGUCCGCGGCGGCGUCGCCCGUGAGCGCGUGCGACGUGGUUCCGGAGGACUCGCCGGCGGCGGCGAAAGCGGCGGCGGCGGCGGCGGUGGUGGCGUCGAACCACAAGGGGACGAGGCAGUACGCGAACAGCUGGUUCCGCGAGCUGUGCGUGCUGACGGCGCGCUCCGCGCUGAUGAUUCGGCGCAACCCCGCGCUGUACGCGCUGCGGCUGGCGCUGCUAGCGGUCGCGGGGUUCAUGCUCGCGACGCUGUUCUACCGCCCGGACUACGACCCCACGGGUCUGUUGGAGCGCCUGGCGUUCCUGUCGUUCAUCGUGGCCGUGCUCUUCUUCUGCUCCGCCGACGCCACGCCUAUCUUCAUCUCGGAGCGGCACAUAUUCAUACGAGAGACCUCCCAUAACACGUACCGGUCGUCAACGUACGUGAUCGCGACGACGGUGGUGUACCUGCCGCUCUACUUCAUGAUGGCGCUCAUCAUCACGCUCGAGUCGUGGUGGUGCGUCGGCCUCACGGGCGGCUUCUCGGGCAUCUGCUUCUUCUGCCUCAUGUGCUUCACAUGCCUCUUCACCGGGAACGCUAUCGCUACUCUCUGCUCGUCGUUCUUUACCAACGUCAUCCUCGCCUACGCCAUGGUGAUCUCGCUGAUGGCGUACUUCACGCUGGUGUGCGGGUUCUACAUCCAGCGCACGUCCAUCCCCAAGUUCUGGAUCUGGCUGCACUACAUCUCGCCCAUGAAGUACGCCUACGAGGGACUCGCGCUCAACGAGUUCGACAGGGAGGACGGCGCGUGCUACCUGACAGUUGAGCAGAUCUUCACGGUGAAGCCCUUCAACGAGUACGUGAACGCGACCAAGGCCAAGUCCGCCAUGGACGUGUUCAUCCCCACGCUCGCAACGAACGCCACUGCUGGGCUGAACGAAACGAGCUGCAUCCUAUACGGCCCGCGCAUCGCGCACGGGUUCCUGGAGAUCAACGAGCUGGGCAAGUGGGAGUGCCUGGCGGUGCUGUUCGGGCUCGCGAUGUUCAUCCGCGUGUGCUACUUCUUUGUUCUGACGUCGAUCUACAAGGAGAAGAGGAAGUAGAUAGAGGAGGGGAGGGAGGGGAGGGGAGGGGGGGGGAGGAGCAGGAAGGAGGAAGGAGUCGCAGUCAAGACAGUCGGUAACGGCUUUUUCAGUGGUGCGCUGCUGUUCAAGCUCUCCACCGACCCGGUGCUAUGCCCGCCCUCUACCCCCGAUACAGCUGUGCCGUAUUUAUGAAGCCGCCGUGUGCGUAUGCCGCACCCAGGAGCACAUUCCAGAAAACACCCAUACAGAGUUACUCAGUGACUGGAUUGCCCUAGCUGUCCACUUGGUCCAGAAGCAGCAGCAGCAGCAGCAGCAGCAACGGCAGCAGCAACAGUGUGGCCGCGGCAGCAGCAGCAGCGGCAGCAGCAACAGUGUGGCCGCGGCAGCAGCAGCAGCGGCAGCAGCAACAGUGUGGCAGCGGCAGCAGCAGCAGCAGAUGGUAGUGAUGUUUCAAAUAACUGGUGGCCGGGUGCAUUGCUGCCCUUCGCAGCUGCACAGGGCUCAUCCCCACAUCCUUGCAUGGUUCCCCCCGUCCAGUCUUUAUUCUCACUCAAUCCUGAUCUAAUCACUCUACUGUAGGCUAAGGAGAGAGAGGGGUGUGAUGAUGCCCCUGAUGUUUCUAGGGUAGGUUUCUAUGGGUUGGGCAUGUGUGCCUAGAGGUUCGCCUAGAGACCCAUCUGCACAUGUUUUAGUGCAGUUGGGUGGCGAAUAAUGGUGCGUCUAUCUUUGACACCUUUGAUAGGAUAGAAACAAGGCGCAUUUGCCAGAUGCUUUUUUAUGAUUCUGUGCUUCUCUUGAUUGAAUGUGCCAUGUAC
Molecule: messenger RNA, 3734 nt
Organism: Closterium sp. NIES-67
Lineage: Eukaryota; Viridiplantae; Streptophyta; Zygnematophyceae; Desmidiales; Closteriaceae
Source: the annotation of a GenBank genome assembly